Anguilla rostrata (American eel) is the source of this 1651-nucleotide messenger RNA. Its product is annotated as aquaporin-3-like. Gene Ontology annotation, cellular component: plasma membrane; basolateral plasma membrane. Gene Ontology annotation, molecular function: glycerol channel activity; urea transmembrane transporter activity; water channel activity. Bases 77 to 964 code for a protein of 295 amino acids. The record is from RefSeq and is a predicted model, not a curated record. NCBI's taxonomy places the organism in Eukaryota, Metazoa, Chordata, Actinopteri, Anguilliformes, Anguillidae. Gene Ontology annotation, biological process: water transport; glycerol transmembrane transport. The transcript is spliced from 6 exons.
AAGAGGCAGAGCCCAGUCUGUGUGCCUUCACUGACAGAUAACAACACUCUCCAGAACUGCCUGUUACAGUGGCAUCAUGGGAAAGCAGAAGAUCAUCCUGGACAAGUUGGCACGGAUCUUCUAUAUCCGUAAUUUGCUUCUGCGCCAGGCUCUAGCUGAGUGUCUGGGGACCCUCAUCUUGGUGAUGUUUGGCUGUGGUGCAGUGGCCCAGCUGGUACUCAGCGGUGGCUCCCAUGGGAUGUUCCUUACUGUGAACUUUGCUUUUGGUUUUGCGGCCACCUUGGGCAUCCUGGUAUGUGGACAGGUUUCAGGAGGUCACCUCAACCCUGCUGUGACCUUUGCCCUGUGUAUUCUUGGGAGAGAUCCUUGGAGGAAGUUUCCGGUCUUUUUCUUCUUUCAGACUCUGGGUGCCUUCCUCGGCUCAGGAAUAAUCUUUGGCAUGUACUUUGAUGCACUGUGGGACUUUGGACAAGGGAAGCUGAUUGUGGUGGGACAGAAUGCCACAGCCGGGAUCUUUGCCACAUACCCCUCCAAGCAUCUCACUCUGGUGAAUGGCUUCUUCGAUCAGAUGAUUGGUACUGCUGCCCUCAUUGUGUGCAUAUUGGCCAUUGUGGAUCCAUACAAUAACCCUAUACCUCGGGGCCUGGAGGCCUUUACUGUGGGAUUUGUGGUGCUGGUCAUUGGCCUCUCAAUGGGAUUCAACUCUGGAUAUGCAGUCAAUCCUGCGAGAGACCUAGGGCCUCGCCUGUUCACUGCUCUUGCUGGAUGGGGCACUGAAGUCUUCACUGCCAAAUCCUACUGGUUCUAUGUGCCCGUUAUUGCUCCAUUGCUGGGGGCGUUUAUCGGUGUGUUGGUGUAUCAGCUGAUGGUGGGCUACCAUGUAGAGGGAGAGGUGCGGGACAAGGCAGAGCUGGAGGAGGAGAGUGUCAAGCUGUCCGAUGUGAGCACCAAGGAAGCUGAUUGAGCUGCCAUAAUCAUGUCCAUCCCCCUACUCCACUUGUUCUACUUCAACCAGCAAACUGACCUCUGACCUUCAGAUAGGCCAAUCACUGCAGUGCUAUACAGACCCAUUCAGACUUCUGAAUCAAACCAGGUCCCACUUAGUCCCAUUGCGCUGGGAUCAAUGGUCACAGGACUGCAACAAGAUAUCUACUCACCUGUACCUAUGAAGCUGCUCAGUGGUAAAAUGAUCAUGAAUCCCAACACAAUUUUUAUAGGGACACUUAGGCUAUUAUUGGAACAGAUUAAUUAUAUCCUUUACACAGGACAUUUAAUUAACACUUACUUGAAUGGCUGGAGUUGACAUGAAUGAAAUUCACAGAAGAUUACCCGGUUUAAUCUGUAUUCUAGGAUUUCACGUUUUUCAUCGUAUGAAACAUAUUUGCUUACACAUAAGGGGAUUAUUUUCAUCUGAGCAUGCUUCUAACAGUGGCAGUAACAUGGCAAAGAUAUUUGCUAAAUUAGCUAAAAGAGUCUCAACUGUGUGUUUUUUACACAAUAAAAUGCUUAGUGUUCAUUUAAUUUUAAGAGGUCAUAAGAGUCAAAUAUGGAUAAAAUAUGCAUAAGCAUAGUCGGUUUUACACUGAACAUCUUAUAAUUACUGUGUGCUUGCACAUCAAUUGUUGUAUAACCCCCUUUCUGUGUUUUUUUU